AUGGAGAAAGGCAAAGAAAUAGCUCAUUCUUCGGGGGUUGAAAAAGGCAAGGAGGUUGACGUCGAUGAAGAGUAUUUCAAAGAAAGAGAUGAUGAUAUGACAAAUGAGCAUCAAUUAGCAUUUGAUUCGAUUAAGGCUUAUUUAUCUAAGGCUCCAAUUAUGGUGAAUGCUCGUCCAUAUGAGCCUUUGAAGUUAUACAUUGCAGCAUCUAUAAACACAAUUGGGUGUAUGUUAACCCAAGAUGAUGAGAAUGGCCAUGAGCGAGCGGUUUAUUACCUUAGUCGGGUGUUAAAUGAUAUCGAGACAAGUUUUCCAAUGUUACGAGGAUGUUUAGGAAAAUGGAUACUAGCCCUAACAGAGUUUGAUUUACAAUAUGUCCCAGCCGAAGCUGUGAAAGGUCAGGUCAUUGCAGAUUUUCUUGUAGAUAAUUCAAAUAAUCUGAAUGACCAGGGGACAAAUGCAUUACUUGUUGGUUGGGAGCUAUACUUGCAACGAGGUUAUCUCUCCUUUACCGAGAAGGAAUUCUUAACCGACAGUUUUUCUCGCAUCAAUGGAUCGAAGCAUAAAGAUGGUGCAGGAGUUGGAAUUCUUAUUAUCUUACCAGAGGAGAUUCCAUCAGAAUUCUUGUUUGAGUUAAAAUAUCCUUGCUCGAAUAAUGUGACAGAGAUCCAUAAUGAAAUUGCUAAUGAAUUAGCCAAAAUUGCUUUGAGAUAUAGAAUCGGUCCAGAAACUCUUAAAAAAUUGGCUAGUGUCCAUCAAAUAUUCGUGCCUGCGAAUGAAAAAGAGGCAUUGCGCAUAGAUGAAUGGGAAGAUACUGACUGGAGAAAGCCUAUUGCUGAAUAUUUAAAGAAUCCUAGUAUCCCAGUUAAAAGAAAGAUAAAAUUGCAGGCGAUGAGUUUUGUUAUAAUGGCUGAUGAGUUGAAUAAGAAAGGAAUUGAUGGAAGUUUGUUGAGAUGUUUAGGAAAAGAUGAUCAAAAUAUUGCUUUGGGCGAAGUUCAUAAAGGGAUAUGUGGUGCUCAUCAAGCUGGGAAGAAGAUAAAAUGGGUGUUAUAUCGCAAUCACGUGUAUUGCCUAUAUAUGAUAAAAGAUUGUAUUGAUUAUGCAAAGCAUAAAUUUAUCUUGGUAGCAAUUGAUUACUUUACAAAGUGGGUUGAAGCGGUUCCUCUGAUAGAAUUUGGUCAAAAUGAAAUAAUAGACUUUAUUGAGGAACAUAUAAUUCAUCGAUUCGGAAUUCCUCAAACAUUGAGCACUGAUCAAGGGACUAUGUUUACUGGUCAGCGAAUUAAAAAUUUUGCAACUUCAAGGAAUAUCAAUAUGGUUACCUCAACUCCUUAUUAUGCACAGGCUAAUGGGCAAGUGGAGGCAGCAAAUAAAAUUCUGAUAAUGCUACCACUAGAGAUUAAUUUGAAUAUUUUGAGAGUGUCGAAACAGAAUAAUUUGCCAGUCGAUGAUUACUGGAAUGCAAUGUUUGAUGAGUUGAAUGAAUUAGAUUCAGAGCGAAUCCUAGCACUUGAGAGUAUGAUUCGACAAAAAGAAAGUGUUGCUCAUAGUUAUAAUCGUUGA
Molecule: messenger RNA, 1563 nt
Organism: Arachis duranensis
Lineage: Eukaryota; Viridiplantae; Streptophyta; Magnoliopsida; Fabales; Fabaceae
Exons: 7
Coding region: 1-1563 (520 amino acids)
Biological process (GO): DNA integration
Molecular function (GO): nucleic acid binding
Source: RefSeq, a predicted model, not a curated record